GUUAAUCUCCGUGCCACUGAUGUGAAACUUAUGCGUCAGCUCCUCAUCAUCAAUGAAAGUAUUGAAUCAAUCAAGUGGAUUAUUGAAGAGAAGGCCAUUGCCAGCAGAAGCAGCAGUUUGAGUGGCAGCCUGUGCAGCUUGCUAGAAAGUCAGGAGACAUCCCUUCAUGGCAGCUGUAACAGUUUACAAGACUGUAGUGAUGGACUGGAUGGCAUAUCAGUGGGGAGUUAUUUGGACACAUUAGUGGAUGAUGUCCCUGGUCAUCAAACCCCUUCAGAUAUGGACAAGUUCAGUGAUUCUUCUAUUAUGGAUGACUCACAGCCUCUCCAUAAGCAUCCCAAAAUUGAUUCUGAUGAGUACUACUGUUUUGGUUAA
Molecule: messenger RNA, 375 nt
Organism: Acanthisitta chloris (rifleman)
Lineage: Eukaryota; Metazoa; Chordata; Aves; Passeriformes; Acanthisittidae
Gene: LURAP1L
Product: leucine rich adaptor protein 1-like
Exons: 1
Biological process (GO): positive regulation of canonical NF-kappaB signal transduction
Source: RefSeq, a predicted model, not a curated record